AUGUACCUCUCGACGACAUUGGACGAAGCCCACCCGACUCCUACACUGCCAAUUUCACCAGUGACCUCACUUCGGUGCUCCACAGCACACCACACGAUACACUACAAACACAACAGCACGCCGUCGUGGAAUCUCCGCGACAUCCGUGCUGCAUUUCAGCAUGAAAAGCAAGCCUCACAUGAUGCCACCGACCGCGACGUCUCCCCAAUGACGUGCCUCAAUGCAGCAACCCAGGACAACCGCAUUGUCCGUUGCCCCGAUGCAGGGUCCCAUUCGGCGUCAUACCUCGAUGGCCAUGACCGGCUGGUAGAUAGUAUCCUGUGGCUUGGUGCCAAUAGCUUGUUGGCGUUCCCGGCCCUAGUCGCUUCCGUCGCAGCUGAAUUCACCCAAGCUAGUUCAACGGCCAUGGCUAUCGCUUCUCGACCAUCGAGAUGA
Messenger RNA from Colletotrichum costaricense, 435 nucleotides. RefSeq lists its product as uncharacterized. NCBI's taxonomy places the organism in Eukaryota, Fungi, Ascomycota, Sordariomycetes, Glomerellales, Glomerellaceae. The coding region runs from base 1 to 435 and encodes 144 amino acids. The record is from RefSeq and is a predicted model, not a curated record. The transcript is spliced from 3 exons.